Molecule: messenger RNA, 3528 nt
Organism: Malassezia pachydermatis
Lineage: Eukaryota; Fungi; Basidiomycota; Malasseziomycetes; Malasseziales; Malasseziaceae
Product: methyltransferase type 11
Exons: 1
Coding region: 1-3528 (1175 amino acids)
Biological process (GO): poly(A)+ mRNA export from nucleus; transcription-dependent tethering of RNA polymerase II gene DNA at nuclear periphery; protein import into nucleus
Cellular component (GO): nuclear pore outer ring
Molecular function (GO): protein binding; structural constituent of nuclear pore
Source: RefSeq, a predicted model, not a curated record
AUGGCAGCCAUGGCGCGUGAGACGUCUGCGUUUGGCGGACGGUCGACACGCGAGCCAGAGCUGCUUCUAGAGGACUCUGUGGUGCGUGUACGCCAACUGAUCCCUUCCCUCCCGCCGUCCGUCGUCGGCGCAUUGCAAGCUGAUGCGUAUGCGUCGCCGAGUGUCGGUGGAUUGGACCGUGACACAGACUACGCGUACUGUGCUACGAGUGAAUACUGCUACGUAUGGCGCUCCUCAAGCGCUACGCCCACAUGUUAUACCUUCCCUGUACCACCUUCCUCGUCGGCGCAAGCGCUGCCACACUGUGUCUUCCUUCCCCGCCCGCUGAAUUCGAGUGCAGAGCCGGCGCUGAUGCUGUGUAGCAAACAUGGCGAUGUCGUGUACUGGGACACAGUGAGUGAUGCAUUCACGGCGCAGGCAGCGUCUUCGUCGACCAAGACGGCGCACUUGACGCUGAGCGACGGCGAGGUGGUGACCACGGCUACACGUAUGGAUGCGAGUCAGGUGCUUCUCGGUACAUCGCAUUCGCGUCUCUUCCGCGUGCAUGUAUUUGUACUCCAUGGCCACUCGCAACUGCAAUCUCAUCUUAUCACGGAAUCGCGAGGUCUGCUGGGCCGCUGGUUUGGUGGCUCGCAUGCCGCGGGUGAUUCGCAUGUGGCCGUGCACUCGUUGGUUGUCACACCGCCUACCAGCGAUGGUGUAAGUACGGUACUCGCUGUGAGUGCACAUGGCAUGCAAGUAUGGAGUGUCCCGCUGAUCAAGGGUACGAGUGCUGCCGGCUCGCCUCGUCUCUUGCAUGCGGAUACGGGCAUCCACAAAACGCUUGCCAGUCGUAUUUUGUACGCUCGUGGCCAGCGCUACAGCGCCGCGGAUGCGAACCGCAUUGCGCUUGCGGAUGCCGCGUACAUGGCACGCGAACAUGCGUGUGUGUUGCUCUAUAUUGAUCGAACGCGUACUUCGGCCUCGUACGGCUUGGCGAUUGUCGAUAUGCCCACCGAGUCAGCGACGACACAGACUGUGCGUCGUCUGCUUCCGCUGCAUUACGAGCAGGCCGAGGACCCACGGCCUUCGAGCAUGCCACGUCUCCAUGUAUCUUCGUCGAAGCCGAGCGUGGCGUUUGUGACGUUUAGCGGCGCGGUCGUUGCGCAAUUGCUAGCCGAUCCAUGUGGUUCCGAUGAAGUGCUCAAGUUGCGGCAUGGCGCCGAUCGAUUCCUAGGUGCAUGCCUGCCGAGCGAUACAUCACAUGUGCGAUGGACCGCAUUGACGUCCUAUAGUGGCUUGCUGUUCCUUGAUAUCGACGUCGCACGCGCGCAGCAGCAUGCCUUGGACGAGGAGCCGACAUCGCCACGUGCCUUGGAAGCACAGGCAGAACGAUUGCAGGAGCAUCUAGAGCGUGCCGUGUGGUUUGAAGACGAGACGAAUCCAUUGCAGCUCGAUGCGCUGCCGGAUCAUUUGGAUACGGUGCUGCUGGAGCAGGGCGUCGUGCGCAUGAGUGAGGCCAUUCUGGCCAGCCGUUUGACAUGCAUGCCAGCGACGAUUGAUUUGCGGACACAGCUCGCGCAGCGUGUUGUGUGUGCAGAGCGCCUUGUCCAGGUGCUGGGCCGGAACGGGUACUGGGCGCCCCUGUCUAUCGGCGUGCGUGCCCAAGUGCGUGCCAAGGCUGAGCUGGUAGCCGGCGCAAGCGACAUGUGGCGUUUGUACGAUGCAGAGACGCGUAUGCCCAUCUUGGCGUCGGCCAUCCAGAGCGUGCUGGGCGACGCACAGGAACGCACAUUCUUUGAGCGGGAGUUGGUGCGCAUAACCGAUGUGCUGGCCGCGAUGCAAGCGCAGCUUCGACCGUCGAAUGCUGUCGCAGCUACGCGCUUGGUUCUCGCAUUGUAUUUGGGCGCUAUGCGUUUCCGUGCCGAGCACAUGGAUCUGUACCAACUCCCAUCCAUCCCGGCCAUGUCGCAUAUCCCAUGGUACGCCACGGCGACGUGGACCGACUUGCUGGAGUCGCUCUUUGACGCUGCGCAAACGCGUUUGUCGACGUCCAAGGACCCGCAUGUGGAGACAGAGGCACGAACGCAGCUGUGUGCGCUGGCCGAAGGGGCGCUGCAUGCGUACGAAGCGCGCCUGGCGUGUCUUGCCCAUGACGAAGACGCGCGUCAUGCUGUGCAAGCACAGUUUGAUCGCACGCGCCCUGCAUUGCUCCAUCCGCUCUUGCAUAUGGGACGUGCUGAUAAGGCGUAUGCACUUGCCGAGCAGCACCGCGACUUUGCGACACUUGUUGCGCUGUGCUUUGAUCAGGGGCCUAGUGAUACCAAGCGCGCGAAGCAUGCGCAUCCCUCCACGCCGGCCCUUGCAGCGAAAGAUGUGCGUGUCGAGCAGUAUUUGGACACGUACGGUAUGGCGUUUGCGACGGAGCUGUACCAGUACUAUAUUCAGCAUGGCGCUACGCGCCGUUUGCUGGAGCCGCAACCCGAGCAUGCGGCGUUGGUCACGCAGUUCCUUGCGGCACACCCAGAGCAUGCACGCAUUGCCUGGCUGCAUGAUGUAGCGCAAGGCUCGUUUGCGCAGGCCAGCGCUACGCUUACGCAGUGUGCGUCGCGAGAGCAGGAAAGUAUCGAGGCGAAGCAGCAGUGCCUGAGCCUCGGCAAGUUGAUGCAUUUGGCCUCGCUUACGUCGAUGAACGAGGUGCAGACACAGGCCGAGCAGACGGUGCUCGAGGCCUGGGACGACCAGUUGGAUCUCGUGCAUGUGCAAACGCGGCUGAAGCGGCGGUGGGACGAGGCGGCUAUGCUGCCAGACGCACCAGCGCCAGAAGCGCAGGCAGACUAUCUCGUGCAGAUGAUCGCGCCGCACUUGGGCGAGCAGCGUCCUGCGCUGCGAACCCUGUUUGUCACGCUCGCAGCGCAGGUCGUGCAAGGCCAUGUCGUGCAGGCCGAAGACAUGAUGGAACUGCUCACCCUGCCAGAGCGCGCCUUUGCUGCGCCGCAGGAUAUGCCUCUGACUGACUUUGCGAUGGCCGCGCAGGUCUUGGUACGCACGUCGAUGCCGGCAGCCCGUCGCGAGGCUGCGCGUAUGAUGUUGUGGCGCCGUCUGUAUCUGCUCGAUGACUGGUACGCACUCAGUGAGACCGCGCAGCUCAGUGAUGAGCAAGUUCUAACGCUGGUCCGUGGCACGGCGGCCUUCCAUACCGUGAAAAAUGUGCUCGCGGACGCUAGUACCGCCUCGCUUUUAGCGUCGCCGGACGUCGUGGCAGCCUCGUCUCUGCCCCCACGCGACGCCCUCUCAGAACGAUUCCCAGGCCUGCCGGCCGAGCAACUUGAUUCGAUGUAUACGGCAUACGAAGACGAAACGCAUGCAUUGCAGCAGAUGGUCCGUGAGACGAAACUCUCGGCGUUCUUUGCGCGCAUCGUCGCACUUUCUGCCGAUGCAACAGCGGAGUCUGCGCCCCCCCCUACCUCUGCGGUGGAUCAAGAGAUGGCCGAUGGCAGUACAGACGAAACGAUGCCAGGAGCCGCAUCCGUGGCGAUGUUAACAUAG